Molecule: messenger RNA, 1495 nt
Organism: Magnolia sinica
Lineage: Eukaryota; Viridiplantae; Streptophyta; Magnoliopsida; Magnoliales; Magnoliaceae
Product: F-box/LRR-repeat protein At3g48880-like
Exons: 3
Coding region: 74-994 (306 amino acids)
Molecular function (GO): protein binding
Source: RefSeq, a predicted model, not a curated record
GGCGAGAGUUAGAAAUCCUCUCACUCCUCCCCAGCGUCACGGCUCCUUGUGAGCAGAGAGAGAGAGACGAGCUAUGGAAACGGAAAGGAGAUGGGAAGACCUACCAAUGGAUUGUUUAGUCCACAUUUUUGAUAGAUUGGGCCUGGAAGACAAGUCAUUGGGAGUGCCUUUCGUCUGCAAUUCUUGGUACAUAGCUUCUCUCAACCCUCUGUGUUGGAAAGUCCUCGAUUUCCGUCCCCUUGAUUUUGAGUUGGAUAGCCCCUUCAUCCGUCGAUUCCAACAAGAAUACCGUAUCACCAGCUUCUCGUUUACCGGAUUCCUGAAAUUCGCAGUCAAUCACAGCCGUCGAUCUGCCAACAUGAUCCUCUUCCCUGAGAAGGGAUUUGAGAGGAUCGAGUCCGACGGAUUGCAUGCACCAGAAGCUCCUUCUCCAUAUCUAUAUUUUACACUGGAGGACUUGACUUAUUUAUCAGAUGAAUGCCCUGCAUUGAAAGUCUUUAGAUGGCGUUGUCCGAGCGAGGAAGUCAUGAAACAUUUUGCAAAGUACAUUCACAAAUGGAAGGAUCUUGAACAACUAUUCAUGAAGAUAAGUCCAUCAUCCUUCACUGAAGUCAUAAUGGAAAUCUCCUGUCACUGCAAGAACUUCAAGGUGUUCGGCACAUCAUCUUACAUCACUGAAUUGGCAGCUAAGGCCAUUGUCACAUUCCUUCCUAAGAUCAAGUACUUGGAUCUGAGCCACUCUUUUAUGAGCAAGGAAAUUCUGCUAAUAAUAUUGGAUGGCUGCAAGGAUUUGGAGGAAUUCUAUGUCAAAAACUGUAUUGCUUUCGAGGCUGAUGAUGAGAUACUGAGAAAAGCUUCUCAUCUCAAAGUCUUUGAGUACGAGGGUUCAGAGAUACGUGUGGACCAAUUCAACCGCUUGUUUGUGCAAGUUAGAGAGCAGAUAAUCAUGAUAUUGUCUAAUUACCUUCCUGAUGAUAGUUCAGAUGAAGAUUAAGAUCCUUGACAUUCGCGAUGAAGGAAGCAUUUUGGUUGUAAAAUUAUAUUGCUUUUGGUUUGGAAAUGCAUGGAGAGACAUUGACAUUGGAAGAUUAACAAGCCCACAUAUCCUCUACAGCACGAUUGCAGUUAUGAGUGGGUGCUCAAGGUGUGUUCGAGUUGACACACACAUCAGCCCAGUUAACCUGGCCAGAUUGCCACGUGUGCAUCAGAUGCGGACCAUCGGCAUGCUUUUGUAAACUGUCCAUUGUCUACGUUUGAUGGUUGUCCACAUGAUUUGAGGACCAGAUUGAUUUUUUCUUUCGAUCAUCUUCUCAGUGGAGCCCACCUUUUGCACAGGUCAGAUUUUGUACCCAUGUGCCAGGUUGGCAUGUGGGUCAUGCAUUAAGUGUGUGUGUGGGAGAAGGUACAUGUGGAACUGGCAAACUUCAUAAUAUCAUACCUUGUGUAUCAAGCAGUGAGUUUCCGUUUUCUUUCUUUAAAAAAAAAAUUAUUUAUU